Molecule: messenger RNA, 408 nt
Organism: Dioszegia hungarica
Lineage: Eukaryota; Fungi; Basidiomycota; Tremellomycetes; Tremellales; Bulleribasidiaceae
Exons: 2
Coding region: 1-408 (135 amino acids)
Source: RefSeq, a predicted model, not a curated record
AUGCCGGCCGGAAACUCAGUCAAUACCCCUUGGGAGAGCAAGCAUGAUCUUGCUGUCCUUAGGUCUAUCGUCCAAUCCACCCUCUCCUCUCGCUCUACCAUCUACGCCAGCGACGACCUCGCCGAAGUCAACAAUAAUGGCGGCGACCGUAUCAACAAGAAGAUCCAGCAGAUCCUCGGCAAGCUGGUCAGCACCUAUCCCGGGGCGGAGAACAUGGUCAAGGAGGAAGUGGGCAAAAUGGGAAGGGGAGGGGAGCGGAAGGCGGCUGACGAGGGAUCGGGAUCGCCGACGAAGUCACCAAAGAGGACGCCGUCGACGGGUGGAGCAAAGAAGGGUAGGGCGAGCAGGAAGGGAGCUGAGGCGGAAGAGGAGGCUGAAGAAGAGGAUCUGGAGGACGAGAGUAGCUAG